AUGGCAAGCGCAGUUCUUUCUCAGAAGAGAGUGCUCGGCGAAAGCCACACUCGUCAGAACAUCACAACCUCUCCCUCCUCGACGAAAAAGCGCAAGGUCGAUGCCAUUCCUUCAUCGCCGGCCGCCGCCCGGGUUCCUGGCUCUCAGAACGACCGCCGAUCUAAGAUGGCAUCCAGCCAGCCCAAGAGUGCUUUCGAAUCAGAAGUCCUCGAAAAGCUCAGUCAGGACUUGUCUGACCGGAAACGAAACAACACCGAAAAGGAUCAAGCAUGGGACCGACCUCCCGUUGUCGACUUCGUACCCGAACGUGAUAGUCUCUGCUUCCAGUCCAUCGAGGCCGAGGAGGGCACAUUAAAUGGCGGAAGGGCUACUGUCAAACUGUUUGGUGUGAACGAGGCGGGAAACUCGGUCAUGAUGCAUGUCACUGACUUCAAGCAUUAUCUCUAUGUUCCUGCUCCUGUCAACUUCCAACCACAGGACUGUGCAGCUUUCAAGGCAUAUUUAGAGACACAAGUUGCCCAACAUCAGCCAACGAUCCACUCAGUUGCUUUUGCCAUGAGGGAAAACAUUUACGGGUUUCAGGGCAACCAGUCUAAGCCAUAUCUGAAGGUCACUGUGACCGAUCCUAAGUUCAUAAACAAGGUCCGAACAACAAUCCAGAGUGGUAACGCCAAUUGGAAAGGCAUGUGGAGGAAUGAUGGUGAAGUCCAGACUUUCGACAACAUUCAAUAUCUGCUCCGAUUUAUGGUCGACUGCAAGGUCCGAGGAAUGUCCUGGGUAGAAGCUCCAGCCAAGGCAUACAAGCUUAUCCCCGAUCACGUUCGCCAAUCAAACUGUCAGAUUGAAGCUGAAGUGAGCUACCUCGAUCUUAUAGCACACGAGCCGGUUGGAGAAUGGUCCAAGAUGGCGCCCCUGCGUAUUUUGUCUUUUGAUAUCGAGUGUGCUGGUCGCAAGGGUAUCUUUCCAGAGGCAAACCAUGACCCCGUUAUUCAAAUCGCCAACAUUGUCACUCAAUACGGAGAGAAGAAGCCAUUUGUUCGAAACGUGUUCUGUUUACAGGAGACGAGUUCCAUCGUGGCAACUCAAAUUCUCGCGUAUGAGAAGGAGGAGAAGAUGCUGAGCGACUGGCAGAAAUUCCUCAUUAGAGCUGAUCCUGAUAUUAUCACUGGCUACAAUAUUUCGAAUUUUGAUUUCCCAUACCUGCUAGACCGCGCAAAGCAUCUCAAGGUAGCUGGGUUUGAAUACUGGACUCGAAUCCCCAGCAUGCAAUCCAGAGCCAAGGAGACAAACUUUUCAAGCAAGCAGAUGGGCAACCGAGAUACUAAAGCCACCAACACCAACGGUCGUCUGCAAUUGGAUCUCCUUCAGCUAAUCCAACGCGAUCACCAGCUUAGAAGUUACACCCUGAACUCUGUGUGUGCCAACUUCCUGGGCGAGCAGAAAGAAGACGUACAUCACACCAUGAUCACAGAGCUCUUCAACGGUACGCCCGAGUCUCGAAGGCGUCUUGCGCUGUACUGCUUGAAAGAUGCCUACCUUCCGCAGAGGUUGAUGGACAAGCUAUCGUGUCUGGAAAACUACACCGAAAUGGCAAGAGUCACAGGUGUACCUUUUAACUUUUUGCUGUCUCGAGGUCAGCAAAUCAAGUUCGUCAGUCAGCUGUUCCGAAAGGCUUUGGAGCAGAAGCUUGUAAUCCCCAAUCUCAAAUCCGAGGCCUCUGAUGAGCAGUACGAAGGAGCUACCGUCAUUGAGCCAACUCGAGGCUACUACGACGUUCCAAUUGCUACUCUGGAUUUCGCGUCUUUGUAUCCCAGUAUCAUGCAAGCCCACAAUCUCUGUUAUACCACCUUGGUGAGCAAGAAGGCAAUCGAAGCCUUCAACCUCCAGAAAGACGAGGACUACAUAAUUACACCAAAUGGAGAUACUUUUGUGACCACCAAGCAAAGAAAGGGUCUGCUGGCACAGAUUCUCGAGGAACUGCUGACGGCCCGUAAACAGGCCAAGCGCGAGUUGGCGGUUGAGACGGAUCCGUUCAAGAAGGCCGUGUUGAAUGGUCGUCAGCUGGCUCUGAAGAUCAGCGCAAACAGUGUGUACGGUUUGACGGGUGCAACGACAGGCAAACUUCCUUGUCUCGAAAUUGCUAGCAGUACCACGAGUUUCGGCCGAAAGAUGAUUGAGAAGACCAAGGAAGAGGUUGAAAGCCGUUACAAUAUCGCGAACGGAUAUUCACACGACGCCCAGGUCAUCUAUGGUGAUACCGAUUCGGUCAUGAUCAAGUUUGGCACCAAGGAUCUGAAAGAAGCUAUGAGACUUGGUGAAGAAGCGUCGAAGUUUGUAUCAGACAAGUUUGUCAAGCCGAUCAAGCUUGAGUUCGAAAAGGUGUACUUCCCAUACCUACUGAUCAACAAGAAGCGAUACGCUGGUCUGUACUGGACCAAACCAGAGAAGUACGACAAGAUGGACACCAAGGGUAUCGAGACGGUGCGACGUGACAACUGUCUUUUGGUACAGACAGUAAUUGAGAAAGUCCUACGGAUGAUCCUGAUCGACCAAGAUGUUCCAGGUGCACAAGAGUACGUCAAAGAGACGAUUGCGGAUCUGCUGCAAAAUAAGGUCGACAUGUCGAAAUUGGUCAUCACAAAAGCCCUUACAAAGGACGAUUAUGCCGCAAAGCAAGCCCACGUCGAGCUGGCGCAGCGGAUGAAGAAGCGAGAUGCAGGCUCGGCGCCGGGACUCGGUGACCGAGUGGCCUACGUCAUGGUCCGAGGCCCGGCCGGCGCCAAGAACUUCGAGAAGUCGGAGGACCCCAUCUACGUACUGGAGCACAAUGUGCCGAUAGAUACGCGCUACUACCUGGACAACCAACUAGCGAAGCCACUCGGCCGUAUCUUCGAACCCAUUCUCGGAGAGACCAAGGCGCGCUCUUUGCUUACAGGAGACCACACGCGAACCAUCUCAGUAGCGGCUCCUACCGUUGGAGGUCUCAUGAAGUUUGCCAAGAAGACACAGACAUGCAUGGGUUGCAAGAAGCCUCUGACAGGAAAAGAGGAGUCUGAGGGAGCCGUGUGCGCUAACUGCUCGCCUCGAGUUGGAGAACUUUACAAGAAGACGCUUGAUCGCGUGUCAGAUCUCGAGGUGCGCUUCGGGCGACUAUGGACCCAGUGCCAGCGCUGCCAGGGCAGUAUGCACUGCGAGGUUAUCUGCAGUAGCAAAGAUUGUCCUAUCUUUUAUAUGCGCAUGAAGGCCAAGAAGGAUCUUGAGGAUGCUGGCCGCGAGCUCACUCGCUUCGACGCCGACCAGGCGGCUAUAUGGUAA
Molecule: messenger RNA, 3315 nt
Organism: Fusarium sp. VM40
Lineage: Eukaryota; Fungi; Ascomycota; Sordariomycetes; Hypocreales; Nectriaceae
Source: the annotation of a GenBank genome assembly